This is a messenger RNA of Vitis vinifera (wine grape), 2636 nucleotides long. RefSeq names its product auxin response factor 9. The record is from RefSeq and is a predicted model, not a curated record. Lineage: Eukaryota; Viridiplantae; Streptophyta; Magnoliopsida; Vitales; Vitaceae. The transcript has 14 exons. Gene Ontology annotation, biological process: response to hormone; regulation of DNA-templated transcription. Gene Ontology annotation, cellular component: nucleus. The coding region runs from base 239 to 2293 and encodes 684 amino acids. Gene Ontology annotation, molecular function: protein binding; DNA binding.
GGAGGAGAAGAAGAACACACCCCACAGAGAAACGAGAGAGAAAGUGUUCCAAGCCUAACGGCCAUUUUCAGAGAAGCAGAAUCGGCUUCUGAGUUUCGGUUUCGGAUUUCGAAACGCCGCGUUUUGGUGGAGUGGAGCGGUUGGGAGUUGUUUUCGUAAUGAGGUGAAUUUGGAGAAGGGGAGAGGGCGCAGAAGAGGUGUUUGAGGUUUUGGAUUUGAUGGUUGGACUUUGGUUCUAAUGGCGAAUCCUAAAGGUUUCGGAGGAGAGGGAGAUGAUCUGUAUGCAGAGCUCUGGAAGGCGUGUGCGGGCCCACUCGUUGACGUUCCUCGGCGGGGAGAGAGGGUGUUCUAUUUUCCGCAAGGACACGUGGAGCAAUUGGAGGCGUCGACGAAUCAGGAGCUGAGUCAACGGAUUCCGCUGUUUAAUCUUCCUUCGAAGAUCCUUUGUCGCGUUAUUCACAUUCAACUCCGGGCUGAACAAGAAACAGAUGAGGUUUAUGCGCAAAUUACUUUACUGCCAGAACCAGAUCAAGCUGAGCCUAGAAGUCCUGAUCCGUGUACUCCGGAGCCUCCAAGACCCACGGUGCACUCAUUUUGCAAGGUUCUAACUGCCUCUGAUACUAGCACUCAUGGUGGUUUUUCUGUUCUCCGAAAACAUGCUAAUGAAUGCCUUCCUCAACUGGACAUGAACCAGGCAACCCCAACGCAGGAAUUGGUUGCUAAGGAUCUUCAUGGCUAUGAGUGGAGAUUUAAGCAUAUUUUCAGAGGUCAACCUCGGAGGCAUUUACUUACAACAGGAUGGAGUACAUUUGUUACUUCUAAGAGAUUAGUUGCAGGGGAUUCCUUUGUAUUCUUGAGGGGGGACAAUGGAGAAUUACGGGUUGGAGUUAGGCGGCUUGCCCGUCAACAGAGUACGAUGCCUACGUCUGUGAUCUCUAGCCAGAGCAUGCACCUGGGAGUGCUUGCAACUGCAUCUCAUGCUGUUGCAACCCAGACCCUCUUCAUUGUAUAUUAUAAACCAAGGACAAGUCAAUUCAUCAUAGGCUUGAACAAAUAUUUAGAAGCUGUUAGCAAUGGGUUUGCUGUUGGUAUGCGAUUCAAGAUGAGAUUUGAAGGCGAGGAUUCUCCUGAGAGAAGGUUUUCGGGCACAAUCGUUGGCGGAGAAGAUUUUUCUCCAGAGUGGAAAGAUUCUGAAUGGAGAUCAUUGAAGGUUCAAUGGGAUGAACCUGCUUCCAUUCCUAGACCUGAGAAGGUUUCUCCAUGGGAGAUAGAACAUUAUGUUUCUUCAGUGCCACAAGGCCUAGCUCCACCAGGAGUUCUAAAGAACAAAAGACCACGAUCUAAUGAAAGCCCAGUUCCUGAAACAGGAUCUGCAGCUGCAUCAGCUGUCUGGCAUCUUGGAUUGACUCAGUCUCAUGAUUUAACUCAAAUGAGUAGCACUGCUGAAGGAAAAAGAAGUGAAAACCAUGUUAUGUGGCAUCACAAGCAGGCAGAUAUAGGUGGUCCACUCAUAAAUAGCAAUACCGCCUGUGUAUCAAGGACUCAGACCGAGGGGAGCUGGCUAUCCUCUUCCCACGUGAGUGCUUCUCAGCAUCAGUUUCAGGAUGCAACAGAAGAUAGUAAAAGUGUGUCUGCCUGGCCUGCUCUAUCAGGCUAUUCAACGCUGCACUCAUCCAAGCUCACUAGCGAUACAAUCAUUGACCCAAAUGGAAAUGGGAAGAAAGCCGUCGCUGAGAUGGCUACAAGUUGCCGGCUGUUUGGCUUUGAGCUGAUGAAUCACUCAAGCUCACCUCCUGUGGGGAAGGCACAUGGCCAUUCAAUCAGUGUUUCGAGCGGCACUGAUUCAGACCAAAAGUCUGACCUGUCAAAGGCUUCCAAAGAGCAGAAGCAAGGACAGUCACAUGUCUCCCCUAAAGAGAUUCAGAGCAAGCAGAAUUGCUAUUCAAAUACAAGAAGUCGAACCAAGGUCCAAAUGCAGGGUAUUGCCGUUGGUCGGGCUGUGGACUUGACUGCAUUGGAAGGGUAUGAUGAGCUUAUUGAUGAACUAGAGGAGAUGUUUGAAAUUAAGGGAGAGCUUCGGCCACGGUAUAAAUGGGAAAUUGUCUUCACAGAUGAUGAAGGGGAUAUGAUGCUUGUGGGCGAUGAUCCAUGGCCGGAAUUCUGUAACAUGGUGAGAAGAAUUUUCAUUUGCUCAAGCCAAGAUGUGAAGAAGAUGAGCCCAGGAAGCAAACUUCCCAUCUCUUCCAUGGAAGGUGAAGGGACUACCAUAAGCUUAGACUCAACCGAAAAUUAGAUGGCAAAAAUUUUUCCUUCCAUUUCCUUUUGGUGGUUGUUUGGGAUGUUCGAGAAUGAUGUUUGAAGUUGAAAAGCAGAGGAUGGCUAAUUGGCCGCCCAAUUUUUAGAGCUUACCACUUAAAAGCAAGACUCAGAAAAACGUUAACUGGGUAGGUGUGCAAGAUUGGAAGGUUGCAAUGGGCUAGUGGAAGAAAAGAAAGAAAGUUGAGUUAGGUUUAGAACCUGUAAAAUAUUAAUUGUAUUUCUGGAGGGGAAGCAUGCCUUUGUUUCAUGUUGCUUUGUAAAUAUAUAUUUGUGUUUUUUUGCCAGCUUCGCUUUUAACCAAGGCUACCUAAGAGUCA